UAACAGAUUACAAACAGAAGAUAACACAGGAACUUGUAUCCUGGUAUCAGGCUCACACCGUCUGCCUAGGCCAAAAUGGUGCGUAUGGAACAGAUUAUGACCAGAGAAUUGCAACACCACCCACCCCCCAGCCCAACCACACGGGCGCAGAACCUGUCUGAACCCUGCUCUACAAUGCAAAUAAAUGUAGGGUGUCAGCAAGUUUCAAAAUUAAAUUAUCACAGCUCAGAAAGACGUAAACAGCCUAUGGUAUUUGUACACAACACAAAAACAAGAUGGAAUGACGUGUGUCCAUUGAGGAAUAAAAGGUCAGGAGUUUCGCUUACACUCUGUUAAAGGCAUAACGGUUUUGUACUUCGCCUUUCGUUUUCUCGUCUCCUGCUCUUGUUCGUAGGCCACGGAGGGUUCAACUAGACGUCGGUCAAGGUGUCACAACCAACAGUGAGAGCAGCACUAGAUUCACGUCAAGCUGAGGCGAGUUAUCGGUUCACCAGAAAGGAGGAUGGAGGCGAGGAUUAAAAACUAUUCAGUCUCCGUGGUGUGGCUCUGUUUCCUUGCCUUACACUUGGCAGUCUCAGAGUCUCAGGCUUCCGAUGAAUGUCCCACUGGAUGGCGAUACUUUUCAAAAAGAGCAAGCUGCUUCAAGCUGUUUUCUGAAGAACGUGUAUCCUGGUCUCAGGCUAACCGUAACUGUCAAGAGCAAACAGGAGGACCCAACAACAGCACGAUGGGCGUGCUUGCUCGAGUAUUUGACAAGGAAACCGAUGAAUACCUGCAAAAUUUACUGUCAGAAUUUUCCGAAUCGGAAGCUUGGAUUGGUCUUAACGACAUAGACUUAGACAAUACCUCGUUGCCAUAUCGCUGGGACUUUUAUGAUCUUAUGGAAGGAGACUACACCGGGUGGAAAGCCGGGGCCAGCUACAACAGCGACGGGAUAUCCUCUGGGGUCAUCACAACUCCCCAGGGAUGGGAAGAAAAAGACUACCAGCUAAGCAGCGCCUACAUUUGUCAGAUCGACCUGGGACUCCCUGAUGUGCACUUAAGCUGUCCUCCAAUGGAAGAAGGAGAGAAAUCUCAAAAUUCAGUGUGUUCUUUCAAGAAAACUCGGUGGAUAGGUUCGGUGCAGUGGCAGCUUCCUAACGGUGGUGUCGCCGAUUGCUAUAGUUCCGGCGUCUGUUUGAAUAGAGGUGAUCCUAAUUUCCAAGCUAUAAAUAGUUCUACAGAAGAAGUCAGGUCAACGUUCGGCAUCAAUACUGUCGUGUUUGGAAAGCACAGCACACUCAUGUGCACGCCUGAAUUCAUCACCGGAAGAAAAAUAGCCAGUUGUGAUUUACCUGUUUACGUCAAGCCAUCAGCGCCUCGUUGUGAGUUCAGUUACACAGCGAAAGGUCAGGCCCACUUCGUCUGUGUUAUCGACAAAGUAUACCCUGGGGUAGCAUGUGAGUGGUCAGGACAUCUCGGAAUCGCCACCAAGGUGACGACUCUUGCUUCGGGUCACAAAAAGGUCAGGUGUGAGCUGGUUGAAGACCUCAGAGGAGAACUAGACAACUAUCUCAUUAAGGUAUACCCUCAGCUCAAUGAUGGAACCCGUAUUGAAGAGGCCUCGAACGAAGUCACGUUUGAAAUGCCAGACGGCCUUGUUGAACCUGAAAUCUUCGACGGUAAGGGCAACGAACUCACUGUGAUAGACUUUGACACUGACCGGAACGAAGUCGUUCACAAAGUAUCUCCUGUUAAAUUAAUCACUCAGGAGAGAUUCACGGUGAAAUGUGUGAAGCCACCUGGUAGCCUGCGUACAAUUUCCACCUCAGUCCACUGUGACGACUCCAUUCGUGACGUCGACACCGGACUCUCGUCCAAGACGGCACCUGGGAGGAAAGUACAGCUGACCUUUAAAGCUUCUGAGUCUAUGGAUGGAAAAUCCUGCAAGUGCAUUUCCCUUUUAUCUGGCAAUGAAUCUUCCAGAGACACAUCGGUGAGUUUUUCUGUUGAGGGUAUGUUUUGCGACUUUGAGUCGAACAAGUGUGGCAUAGAGUGCACCCUCUGUGACGGAACGUCCUGGAUUCGGGCCUCUGCAAGUGCGGACCUCUACGACAAACUCCCAAAACAGGAUUAUGGGUCUGAUUCAAGCUCGGGUUAUUUCCUCUACGCGGGCAAGUUCGGUCGCAACACUGGUCCCGCCAUUCUGAAGACCAGGUCAGUGGACACCAAAGACGGAGGGGCGUGUUUGUCCUUCGUUUACUUCUCCGGUGCAGGGACGGUAGCUGGGGGCGCUACUUUGACUGUGUUCACCCGGACUCACAACGACAGCAAAGGCAUUCCCGUCAACAUCUUUGGAGCACAGGUUUCACAGGGACAAACAGGCUGGAGAGAGGUGACUGUUGAAAUUCCCGGCGAUCAGGGUCUUAUCGAUGUCUUCUUCCAGGCGGACCAGCCAGACAGGACAAGCGAUCCAGUGGUCAUUGAUGACAUUUACCUUCGCCCUGGACCAUGUUCAAAACCUUAGAGAAAACUGCCAUUGCCAUAACCCCACAGCAAGAGUAGCAAUACUGUCAGGAGUUGCAACACAAGAACCAGAAACAAAUGCAGUAUGACGGGUGGCACCAGCCAAUAGCAAUUCGUUUUAAGGUUUUGAGUUAUUUGUUUCUCACCAGAACUGUAUUUAAAUAUAUAACUACAAAGCCUUACGUGUGCUAGGAGACACCACUGGUAGACUAUGAAUAAAGAAUAAAGAAUUGCUAGAGCUCAAUCAA
Messenger RNA from Aplysia californica (California sea hare), 2753 nucleotides. RefSeq lists its product as uncharacterized. Gene Ontology annotation, cellular component: membrane. NCBI's taxonomy places the organism in Eukaryota, Metazoa, Mollusca, Gastropoda, Aplysiida, Aplysiidae. The transcript has a single exon. The record is from RefSeq and is a predicted model, not a curated record. The coding region runs from base 503 to 2506 and encodes 667 amino acids.